AUGUCGGACGCCUCUACGCCUCAAGGGUCGUUCACCGCCGACGUGGAACAAGCAGAGGCAUCUCCCAUCGCUUCCACUGCCACCCCGGACGUAGAUGCAGCCGAAGCAGCUCGACUGAAACGUGAAGCCCGCAAAGCACGUAUCCUCAGCAAAGGUUCCGACCGCCUCGCACGCAUCACCAACACCGGUCGUGGCGAAGGCGCUUCCGCCUAUCUCAAGGACAACACCCCUUCUCUGCCUACUACACCCAAGUCCACUGCUACGACAACGGUUACACCUGCACCAGCCCCACCGCUAAGCGUGGUGGCCGAUGACGACGAUCCGCUUGAAGUCGACAUUUCGACCCUGCCCCGACGCGGUCCACCUCGGGGAGAGGAGGCGACCAACCCUUUUGCAAUGUUCGGAGGAGAUGCGGGCCAGGGUCAGGGACAGCAGAACCCAAUGGAGGCGCUUAUGGCCAUGAUGCAAGGAGGGGGCGGAUUCGGUGGUCCCAACGGGCCCGGCUUCGGACCAGGACCAGGGGAGGGUGGCCAGCCAGACAUGUCUGGACUACCACCGCAACUCGCAGCAAUGAUGCAGCAGUUCGGCGGUGCCGCUGGCGGUGGUCCCGGUGGAGCAGCUAACGUCGCUCCUACAACAACGCAAACCAAGCCUAUCGCAGAACGAGCUUUCGAUUUGCUUCAAGCAUUGCUCGUCCUCGCCCUCGCUGUGCUCGCCGCUAAGUCUUCGCUGUUCGACUUUGACCGAUCCUCCUUCGUUCCUGAAGCCGUCAGCGAGAAACUCGACAGCAUCGUCUCUCCCACGUCCUCUGCCUUGAGCGCCUCGAACACGCUACGUCGAUGGGCCCGACUCGGCUACCAAAAGCCAACCAUCGACGAAUGGUCGUCCAUCAACCCACUCUCCUCCCCGCUUCUACCAGCCCUGCCAGCUCUACCACUGUUCUGGAUCUUUCUCUCGCUCGAAUUCGUGCUUCAAGCAGUACGGAUUGUCAUCUUCUCACGCAAGACUCCCGCCCCGCCUUCGCUACUCUCUACGUUGACGGCGAUGCUGCCCAUUCCGAACCUGCAUCUGGCCAUUCGGCUAGUCGGAAAGUACCUGGCGCUGGUCAAUGCGCUUGUGAAUGAUCUGGCGCUGUUGGUCUUUGUGUUUGGCGUGGCCGUGUUGUGGAGCGGUCACAAGUUGGGUGGGGUGGGCAUGUUGGAGAGUGGGAGUGUGCCCGGGUUUGUUCAUGACGAGUUGUAG
Molecule: messenger RNA, 1242 nt
Organism: Sporisorium graminicola
Lineage: Eukaryota; Fungi; Basidiomycota; Ustilaginomycetes; Ustilaginales; Ustilaginaceae
Exons: 1
Coding region: 1-1242 (413 amino acids)
Biological process (GO): retrograde vesicle-mediated transport, Golgi to endoplasmic reticulum
Source: RefSeq, a predicted model, not a curated record